Messenger RNA from Anthostomella pinea, 1257 nucleotides. The record is from the annotation of a GenBank genome assembly. NCBI's taxonomy places the organism in Eukaryota, Fungi, Ascomycota, Sordariomycetes, Xylariales, Xylariaceae.
AUGUCUCUCGAGGGUCUAGAGAAGCGCUUCACAGACCUACAAGAUCGUCUUACGGUCUUGCAAGAUGCGACGAAUCAGCUCAAGGACUUGAUCGAGCGCCUUGCCAACUUCAACUUCCAGCCGGGAUCAGUCCCACUGGGCGCUAGCGAGGACGACAAUGUCGGCACAGAGCUGAGCAGCGAGAUCAACCAAAUCUUGCGCGAGCAAGAGGAGGAACUUGAGCUAUUGCACGAGGAGAUCAUCGACAUCAGGCUUGGCAAAUCUGGCAGCGAAGUGCAGCACGACAAGGACCGCCUCAAGGAUGGCGCGCAAAGACUGGAGCAGGAAUUGGCGAGUUGUCGAAAGUCUUUCCGAAAAGCCCAAAUAUCGGCGAAGCGCAACCUCCAACUUGCCCAGCGACAGGAGCGAGAGCUUCUCUACGCCUCUUUCGCCAGUCCACGGUCUGGCGCUUCUUCCCCAAUACCCGCAGCGCCUCUGCAGCGACGGAAACAGCAGGUCCACCACGAGAUGUCAAAGGAAGAGCAGAUGAUCAGCGCUGGCAACGAUGUGACGCAGUCGAUGAGGAGGACACAUGAAAUGAUGUCGACUGAGCUGGCCAAGAGCGACUACGCACACAACGCACUGAAAGACUCUACGGCGGCUCUCGCGCAGCUAUCUGACAACUAUUCGAAUCUCGACACGAUGCUCUCCAACUCCAAAUCUCUCGUGACCACGUUAUUCAAGAGCCAGAAAAGCGACACCUGGUAUCUGCGGUCUGCCUUCUACCUCCUGGUUGUCACCAUAGCCUGGCUUGCCUGGAGACGCCUUCUCUGGGGUCCGACGUGGUGGAUGGUAUGGCUUCCACUGAAGCUUCUUUUCCGGAGCGCUGUUGGGAUAUCCAAUGCAGUUGGGCUGAGUGGUCCACGAGGAAACCCCGAGUCGAGCUCUGCUUUAGACCAGUCGGGGCUACAUCAAGUUCAAAUGAACAACGAAGGCGUUCCUACGAUUCAAGUUGGAGAUCAACCACCGGUGCAAUCUCAGGGAUCCAAGGAUGAGGACUCUAUGGUGGAGCAGGUCGGCAAGGUCAUUGACGCGUUUAACAGCGAUAACCCUUUACACGAAGACCAGGCAGUUCUAGAGUCGGAUGCCAAGGAGAAGGAUACAGUGCUGAGAGAGCGAAACGCCGAGGAACUGCCCAACCCGAAGAAGAGAAUGAUGGAAGAGGAACCUGGUGGCACCCGUCCAGAAAGCGAUCAAAGAGUCAGGGAUGAGCUGUAG